Messenger RNA from Aspergillus piperis CBS 112811, 958 nucleotides. RefSeq lists its product as uncharacterized. Gene Ontology annotation, molecular function: nucleic acid binding. The transcript is spliced from 4 exons. The coding region runs from base 1 to 678 and encodes 225 amino acids. NCBI's taxonomy places the organism in Eukaryota, Fungi, Ascomycota, Eurotiomycetes, Eurotiales, Aspergillaceae. The record is from RefSeq and is a predicted model, not a curated record.
AUGCAUCAGGAGCAACUUCGACACCUUGCAGAGGCAGUAUUGUUCACUACCCUCACGAUGAGUUCGAAUCCUGCUACGCCUACUAUCAAGUUGGUGGACUCUUUAUCCACUCUACAUGAGCUGCUUGAAAACCUCAGGCUAAUUCCUAGAUCAUCACCUCCUCUUUUUGUUGAUUUAGAGGGAACCAAUCUGGGUCGCAGUGGCUCUAUCUCCAUUUUAUCUCUCUAUGCGGUGCAUAAAGGGAUAAUAUACCUUGUCGAUGUUUAUAAACUAGGGAGAUCCGCCUUUUCCAACCAUCAGCCCGGUAAAAAUACUUCCUUGCGAGGUAUUAUGGAAUCGCCAAGCAUCAAAAAAGUUAUGUUCGAUGUUCGUAACAAUUCGGACGCACUAUUGAGCCACUACAAUAUUCAUCUGGACGGAAUACAAGACUUGCAGUUGAUGGAGCUCGCCACGAGAAGCGGGUCGAAGAAAUACUCCUAUCUCCAAUCUCAGAAAGGUAGAAUGGAAAAGACUCAAGGAGGAGAUUACCAAGCAGAUUACUGUGCUGCAGAUGUCUCCCAGCUUCCUGGCUUAUACAAUACCUACGAGAGAAGGAUGAGUCCGACGUGGAGAACCAAAGUGCAAAACGCAACGAAUGAUCGCAUCCAGCUAUCACAGAAACCCGAAUACGACGGUUAGGCAAGUGACAAAGUCUUAGGGCCAUGGACGGAAGAUUAUAGCAAGGACUGGGACGCUUUGUUUGACGAAAUGGAAGACCACGAUUUCCUGGAUGACUUACAAUACGGUGAACAAUUCGACAACAUGGCUAAUGAUGGCUGGGAUGACUAUCCGGAUACAGCGCGGGACUGUAUUGGAUGGGAAGAGGACAUGAUCAAAAACGGGUCUCCAUUCUGAUUGGGUAUUUUGAAUCGAUUAGCAAACAAAGCUGAUGUCGUAAAGCGAAGAUUUUACUAUGCAG